Molecule: messenger RNA, 1854 nt
Organism: Solanum verrucosum
Lineage: Eukaryota; Viridiplantae; Streptophyta; Magnoliopsida; Solanales; Solanaceae
Product: protein WHAT'S THIS FACTOR 1 homolog, chloroplastic
Exons: 1
Coding region: 108-1448 (446 amino acids)
Molecular function (GO): RNA binding
Source: RefSeq, a predicted model, not a curated record
GCUAGUACAUCGAUCAUACAGUGCUCUGUUUAGUAUUUGGACUAACAACUGCAAUACCCUCUUUGUUCUUCUGGGAGAAUCCUUUCUGGUUAUUGUGGUUUGACACAAUGCUCAACCUUAUUGGUAGACGUCGAUGCUUAUCUGCUGAACUAAAUUCAUCAAAUGUGUUGUUGUUCAUAGAUUCUUCAGCAAUCAUGCAAUGGCACCGAUCAAUGACCACUAGUAAAAGAGUCCAAGACAGAAGCAAGAAGAAGCGGGUGCAUGACCUUGAAAUAGUCACAGAGAAUCACAAAAUACUCUCCAAAGUCCUAUUAAUAUUUGAAGUCCUUAAGCAGGAGCCUCAACAAAUCAUAUCGAUUAGGGAACUUGAUGAUUAUAGAAGACAACUAAACCUCCCAAAACCCCAUAAACUCUCGAACUUCCUACGGAAAUCCCCCAAGCUUUUUGAGCUGUACAAGGAUGAUAGAGGGAUCUUGUGGUGUGGUCUGACAAAGGAGGCUGAGGAUUUAGUCCAGGAAGAGGAGGCUAUUAUUGAACAACACAGUGAUAAAGCUGCAGAGCUUGUGACUAGGAUGCUGAUGAUGUCUGUAGACAAGUGCCUUGCCUUAGAUAAAAUUGUUCAUUUCAGAAGAGAUUUGGGGUUGCCAAUGGAUUUUAGGAACCAUUGGGUGCGGAGGUUUCCUGAUCACUUUAGAGUUGUUCAGCCAUUCAAACCUUAUGAUGAAAGUGAGUACUUAGAGCUUGCAAAUUGGAAAUCAAGUUGGGCUAUGACAGAGUUAGAAAGAAAGGCGUUGGGGGUUAUGCAUGCGCCAGAUGAUCACGUACCUGGUCCUCUUUCCUUGUCUUUCCCCAUGAAAUUUCCACCUGAUUAUAAACAAGUGUUGUCCAGAUAUAAGGGGAAAAUAGAGGAUUUUCAGAAGCGGGAAUACUUGUCACCUUAUGCAGAUGCCAGUGAAUUAAAGGCUGGAACACUGGAAUUCAAUAAGAGAGCAGUUGCAGUGAUGCAUGAGCUGCUGAGUUUUACAGUCGGAAAGAGGUUGGUGACAGAUUACUUGACUCAUUUUAGAAAGGAGUUUGUAAUGCCUCAGAAACUGAUGAGACUGCUGCUUAAACAUUUUGGGAUCUUUUAUGUUUCAGAAAGAGGCAAAAGGUUUCAUGUAUUUAUCAACAGUGCUUAUGAAGGUUCUGAGUUGAUCGAGAAACAUCCUUUGAUUGUUUGGAGGGAAAAAGUUCUAAGCUUUGUUGGUUACAGAAAGAAGAAGGAAACAAUGGACACUCUUACAGAUUUGCAGGAAUAUGAAGAUGAUGAUAUGUUUGAGAGUGAGUCAGAAGAUGAAAAUGUUCAAGUGGAAAACAACAAGCUGACUAUGGGUAGUUUAGAGGGAGAUUUUCUGGAAAAUGAAUCCGAGAUGGAGAUAGAUGAGGUUUGUAGUGCAUACAGGGAAUGAGAAGUUAGCAAUUCAUAGUAGCAUGAAGAAUCUUGAAGUCGGGAAUCUCCUUUCCCUGCAUACUGUAGUCACAGUUUGAUCCUAAUUGGCAUGUGUUUAUUUGCACAUUCAUUGAUUGCAUAAAGUAGCAGACGUUCUUGGUUUACUCCGUGUUCUUCCAAGAUUUAUUUAAUGAGUUUGCUAGCCUCGACUUCAAGAGUCCUGAUCUUAAAACCGUUUUUCUUUUUGCAUAAAAUAUAGAGUCAGAUAAUUUCUUCAAUGCACUGAAAGGUCACGGUACCCUUUGUUGCCUUGUAAUUCUUCCAUAUGAGAGUCACGGUUAUGGAGCACGUGAGAGUAUAAUGCAUGUACUCUGGGAGACUGAUAGGUGGCUUCCAAAUCAUUGUGUAUAUACUUCAGAUGUCAA